ACUUUGUAAAUCCUGUCAAAAUCUAUGCAUCUACACACAAAAUUACACAAAAUUCUAUAACCUGGGAAAAUUUAAACCUUUUAAAUCGGUUACGAGCAAUGAGAAAACUGAUGCAAUGGAACCCUCCGAUGACGAAGAUCUGAAGGCUUUCGAGCUGCGACUCACCGAAGUGGUUCUCUCGCACAGACCGACCUUCCGAUGGCGCAUUCUCCUGUCCGCCAUGUCGAUAUGCACGGCCAUCGGGGCCUGGUACUGGCUGAGGGAUCCCCACACCACCGUUGUCCCUCUGACGGAAUCCCUCUGGAUACACCCAAUCUUCGCAGCGGCCACAGUAACCUUAAUUGUACUCUUCAUCAUAGGCAUACAAAAGUUGGUCAUAGUGCCGAAGGUCAUCACAACGCGAGCCCGUUGUGUUCUUGGAGACUUUAACAUGAGCUGCGAUGACACGGGCAAACUGAUCUUGAAGUCCCGCCAAAGCUACGACGCCACCACAUGAGUACCCCACCGCUACCAAGACAAUCAAUUAGUUAAUGCAUAGAACAACUAUCGAAAUA
Molecule: messenger RNA, 554 nt
Organism: Drosophila pseudoobscura
Lineage: Eukaryota; Metazoa; Arthropoda; Insecta; Diptera; Drosophilidae
Product: nuclear envelope phosphatase-regulatory subunit 1 homolog
Exons: 1
Coding region: 116-496 (126 amino acids)
Cellular component (GO): Nem1-Spo7 phosphatase complex; cytoplasm
Source: RefSeq, a predicted model, not a curated record